GAUCAGAAUAUCCAAACUACUGGGAGAGGAAACGGAGACAUGUCUGGCUAAACAGCGAACCUUAAAAAAAAACCUAGAAAUUGCAAAACAACGUUACAACCAGAGCGGAGGAGUGCCCAUCUUUCAGCAGAUGUAUGGCUGUGAAUGGGACAAUGAAACUGGAGAGGUCAAAGGUUAUGAUCAGUUUGGCUAUGAUGGAGAAGAUUUUAUUGCACUGGACCAGGAAGGAGAAUCAUGGAUCGCUCCUAAACCACAAGCUUUCAACACCAAACACAAUUGGGAAAAUAACAGAGUUGCACAAAAACUUGAGAAGAUCUAUUUAACUCAAACAUGUGUUGAGUGGCUGAUGAUGUAUGUGAGAUAUGGGAGCAGCUCACUGAUGAAAACAGAUCUUCCCUCAGUGUCUCUGCUCCAGAGGAAUGGCUCCUCUGCAGUCUGCUGCCACGCUACAGGAUUUUAUCCUAACAGAGCUGAGAUGUUCUGGAGGAAAGAUGGAAAAGAGAUUCAUGAUGGUUUGGCUAAAGGAGAGAUCCUCCCCAACAAUGAUGGGACCUUCCAGAUGAGCAUUUAUGUGAAUCUUUCAUUUGUUCCGUCUCCUGACUGGGCAAAGUAUGAAUGCGUGUUUCAGUUCUCUGGUUUUAAAGAGAAUAUUGUCACCAGACUGGAGAGAAGGAACAUCAGGACAAACGAAGUAAAUUUGACCACUUCACUCAUUGCUGCUGCUGCUGUGGUUCUGAUGAUUCUGGUUCUGGUCAUUGCUGUGAUUGUAAUUCUUUGUCCAAUAAAGAACAAUGUCACUCAAUAUAUCACGCCUGAGACUUCACCUUUCCAAGCCAAUUCUUCAUCAGACACACAAAGUAAAUUUGACCACUUCACUCAUCGCUGCUGCUGCUGUGGCUCUAAAACAACAAUCAGUUGUUUUAGAUGGAGGCCUGAGUUCUAAACAUAUUAGAGACUCACAGUUUUUGAACUGGGAGGAAGUCGGAGAGAACCUGCCAGAAAGCCCACAGGCUUGGAUUCGACCUGGAAGACUUUUUUUUUUCUUUUAAUCAAUAUAUGUG
This is a messenger RNA of Poeciliopsis prolifica (blackstripe livebearer), 1061 nucleotides long. RefSeq names its product class I histocompatibility antigen, Gogo-C*0203 alpha chain-like. Gene Ontology annotation, cellular component: external side of plasma membrane. Gene Ontology annotation, biological process: immune response. Bases 131 to 943 code for a protein of 270 amino acids. NCBI's taxonomy places the organism in Eukaryota, Metazoa, Chordata, Actinopteri, Cyprinodontiformes, Poeciliidae. The transcript has 6 exons. The record is from RefSeq and is a predicted model, not a curated record.